GUCUCAAAGGGCUGCACAAGCCACAACGACAUCCUCGGUACAGAGCCCACAUACGGGCAAGGAAAAACUCACCCCAGUGGGACGUCGAUGACAGAGUCUGGUGUGAAUGAACUUGACUGGCCUGCACAGAGUCCUGACCUGAACCCGACAGAACACCUUUGGGAUGAAUUAGGACGGAGAGAGGCUGAGAGGACUCUGUUGUCCUCUGUGUUUUUUAUAAAUGUUGAUGUCUAUUUUACUGUUUUAAUUGGUUUUACCCUUUAAAAUCGUUUUUAAUCAUAUUUAUUUUUUAUAUUGUUUCUGUAUUGGUUUUCUAUUCAUUUAUUCUUUGUUUUUAUUCAGUCAUUGGUGUAGCAUAAUAUUGUUUUUAAUAUCGUUUUUAAUAUUGUUUUUAAUUUUGUUUUUAAUAUUGUUUUUAACAUGGCUGUGCAGAACUUUGGAAACAUUCUUGUUGUGUAAAUGUGCUAUAUAAAUAAAGUGGAUUGGAUUGGAUUGGAUUGGAUUGAGAGCCAGGCCUUCUCCACCAACAUCAGUGUGUGACCUCACCAAUGCGCUUUUGGAAAGAUGGUGGAAAAUUGCUAGAAACACACUCCGCAACCUUGUGGACAGCCUUCCCAGAAGAGUUGAAGCUGUAAUAGCUGCAAAAGGUGGACCCACAUCAUAUUGAACCCUAUGGGUUAGGAAUGAUGGCACUUUGAGUUCAUAUGUGAGUCAAGGCAGGUACUUUUGGCAAUAUAGUGUAUAUUACUUAUUCAUUUACUUAUUUAUGCAUUUAUUCAUUUUAUUAUGUUUUGUUCUGUCUUUAAACAUGGAAAAAAAAAGUUUUAGAGCCAAAUAGUCACGUAAAAAGUCAACACCGGCUGCGUAUUUAUUUCCUAUCGGAUCGAUUUAAAAAAAAAAUGCAGUAUUGUCCUAUCCCUAUUUUAUGGCAGUCUAAACUCGGAGUUACGUUUCGAUAAUUACCCGAUUUUAAUUUCCUACCAAACCACGCCGUUCUGAAUCACCUUUUAAGAUGUAAAUAUGUUUAAUACCAAUGGCGUAUUUGUUUUAAAUGUUUAAGUUUGUUUCUCAAGAGUCAUUACCAAAUACACUUCCGUGUGUCACAAAAUAAUCAGUCCCCCCACCCCCAAAAAAUGACAACAACACGGUAGGAACAGAAAGACGAGACAGUCGCUGGGGCGGAGCACCGAUGUCUGUGAGAACAACAAGGAAAACAGGAAAUCAUUUUCAAUUCCUUGCUAUUUGUUGACAGAAAAAAAAAAUGAUGAAGUCUUUCUUACUCGCCGCAGCUUUUCUGCCAGCUCAGCCCACAUAGUGACCCCCCCAACCCGUCACAGGAGCCUCCAUGGCGGGGCUGUCUCACUUGGUGCUCCGCUUCUCGGGGACUGCGGGUCGCAGCUACGGGGUGUUUUCUAAAGGCUUGACCAGGACGCUGAUGAUCUUCUUCCACCUGGCCUGGAGACUGAGAAUUAGGUUCCCUUACAUCUACCUGGUCGCCUCCAUGAUGUUCAACGUCAGACUGCAGGUACACAUUGAGAUCCACUGAGGGGCUCGAUGACUUCGCCCAGACUGAACGCCAAGCGUCAUCUCUUCCGUCUCGAUGAGGAUGAUGACUGCGCUCGCACUGCCAGCCAGGUGACGAAGGCACCUCAGACCUUUUACUCGGGCCUUCAGGCCAAAAGUCCAGUGCCUUUUGCAGGGGGGAGGAAGGCAGCGUCGGGCCGGCGUGAGAGGGGGGUGGGGGGGGGGGGGAAUGGUAAUGUUGAAGAUUCAGGAGCUGCUCAAGUUUUUUGCCCCCCAGCAUGACACACUGCCUUUUGUCCAUAACAUGUAUAUGUCCUGCAGUCAAAUAUCGAUGGACUCUCUCAGUACAACGCCAUAAAUGCAAUGUCUGCACAAGCAUGACUUAUUUUAUUUGUAUUUUUUACUUGAAUUGAGGUAUGUAGCUGUAGAGGCAAGUACAUCGGCUACCUCGCCCCCGAGCGCCCCCUACUGGAAGCUUUCGGUGAAGGAAAGGCAGCAUGUUGUGGUCACACUCGCUGUUGUUCUCCAUGUCAUCUGUACUGGAAAUUGGCAUUCACAAACAUAAUAACGUGCGUUUUUUUUGGUCGUUAAGUGUUAUUUCUGUGAGUGUUUGUAAGGAUGAGGUGGAAAAAAUGAAGAAUGAAUUUGUA
This is a messenger RNA of Entelurus aequoreus (snake pipefish), 2174 nucleotides long. RefSeq names its product small integral membrane protein 10-like protein 2A. Bases 1346 to 1546 code for a protein of 66 amino acids. The record is from RefSeq and is a predicted model, not a curated record. NCBI's taxonomy places the organism in Eukaryota, Metazoa, Chordata, Actinopteri, Syngnathiformes, Syngnathidae. The transcript has 2 exons.